AUGGCUACCACCGUCGCUGCUACUUCCUCUUUUACGGGCAUCCGCCUUUCUGACGUCUACUCAAGCUCUGGGAGGGUAGUGGCCCGGUUCGACUUUGGGGGUAAGAAAGCCGCCAAGAAACCUGCUGAGUAUUUGCAGUAUGAUUUGGAUUCUUUGGAUCAAAAUCCGGUCAAGAACAUGGCAAGUGACAUCAUUGGGACCUGGACUGAGGUCACCGACAUAAAGCCAACUCCAUUUCAGCCUUACAGCAAGGUCUUUGGCCUGCAGAGGUUCCGUGAAUGUGAGCUGAUCCAUGGACGUUGGGACAUGUUGGCUACUCUAAGUGCCCUCACUAUUGAAUGA
Molecule: messenger RNA, 342 nt
Organism: Gossypium raimondii (Peruvian cotton)
Lineage: Eukaryota; Viridiplantae; Streptophyta; Magnoliopsida; Malvales; Malvaceae
Product: chlorophyll a-b binding protein CP29.2, chloroplastic-like
Exons: 2
Coding region: 1-342 (113 amino acids)
Source: RefSeq, a predicted model, not a curated record